AUGGCACCCAGCGUCAACAAACCCACAGAUAUCAAGCAGAAGGAGGCCGACGUCAACCGCAAACUCCAGAUAUACGGCAUCAUUAGUGCUUUCAAAACGGGCAAAGUCCCUUCGAACGAUCAGAUUGAUGUGGCCCUGAACAGCUUUCUUGAGUCCAAGGCGCUCUCGGGCCCUUCUCAGAGGCUCUCACCAGAGGGGCAGGCACUCGUAGCCGACGCCAAGGAAGUGGUGAGGCAGGCCAAACAUCUGCUCUUGUCCAAAAAUGAUGGGAACCUGCUUCAGGAUUUCAUCUGGCAAACCCAGCAGUUCGACCCCAAGGCGGUGUCGACCCCCGGCGCCCCCUUAAGCAAAGAGCAGGCGCAGCAACACGGCAACCAGGCUCUCGAAGGCCUGCGAACUCUCGGCACCCUGAUCAUCACCAAUGGCCAGUUCCGGAAGCUUCUCAAGGAUGCCACGAUUCUCCUCCGCGACAUGGCCGGAGAUGCCGCCACGAACGCCGCCGCUCGCGUCAGGCCUAGCCAAGAAGACCUCGCCCAGCUCGACCACCCCGCUCAGGAUAAUACCUGGCACGAUGCGCCAGAUAUGUCAAAGGACGCGGUGAAGGGCAGACUGCAGAACUACUACAAGGGAAAUCCCAAGGAGGACGUGAGGGCUGCGACGGCUGAAGGUACAUCCAGCGCCCACCCAUCAGGUUCCACGGACCCCAGGGAUUUGGCAGCCACCGCGGCGCACGAUCGCCAGACCGGCGCCACCUCGGGGGCCGACGCAUUGGGAGGUGCAGUCACAACCAAGGACGCCCUGAAGCGCAACGUCAAUGAAAACGUUGACGAAGAGACCAAAGAGAGGGCCCGCGCAAGACGUGAGGAGUACCGAGAGCGUACGAGGAAAUACUUCUCCCGCAAGGUACCCCAGGAGCGCCGGGAUCAGACUGUCUGGCGUCUCAAGAAAAUGGUUCUUGAGUGCCAGCAGCACCCUGAUUAUUACCAGGCCGUCCAGACACUGCUGGACCUCGCCGAGGAGUACAGCGACCACGCUAACCGGCUAGCCCGGGGCGGUUCAGGCACCGUCAAGGACGCUCGCUCGAGUUUAGUCCAAGCCGAGACCGACCUCAAGACGCUGAUCGAGCGGUUUGCCAAUGGCACCUCCACGGAUGAUCUGUGGGCCUCGAUCAACACCAUCUACGAAGAUGCAGAUCGCGACCCUCAGCUACGGAACUGGUUCAAGGCCCUGAACCAGUAUGUCCGCCGCUGCCUGCAAGAGCAGGGAUACAUCCUCGAUGACGAGUCCAAUGUGCAGUGGAACCGCCUGUACGACGAGGGCAACUACCUGCUCCGUGACAAGUACCGUAGUCAUACCGACCGCAUCGUGGACGAGAUCAAGUUCCUGGCCGACCAGUUCGACCAGGACCCGCAGAACAAGGCUUUUGCCGCCUCGCUGACCAAACUGUUUACCGAUCUGGGCAACGACGACGACGGGAAGCCGACCUUCAAGCCCCACCUUAUCAAGGACCUCACCGAUGUGAUCCUGCCUGCUAUCUUCGAGAAUGUCGCCUACAUCCCGGUGCCGCGGAUCGAGUACUCGGAUCCCCAGUUUGACGCUGUCAUUGAGAACCUCGUCCUCGAGAGCGACAACUUCAUGCCCAACGUGCUGGAGAUUGCUAGUGAGAACUACAUGCGCUUCGGUCGCAAGAAGAUUGCUAGCAACAGCAAGCACUCAGUCGAUGUCAAGGUGGCGGGCAUCCAAAUGGAUCUUCGGGAUGUCAGCUACUACAUCAAGCGGAAGCAGGGCUUCCCUUCCAUCACGGAUAAGGGGGUGGCCAACUUCCUUCUAGCCGGAGACGGCUUCACUUUCCGCAUGAAGCUGUCGUCGCCAGACGAGAGGGACAAGCAGUCUUUCUUCAAGGUCGACAAAGUGGACGUCGUCGUCAACAACCUCAACAUCAAACUCGUAAAGUCGAGCCACAAGAUGCUCUUCGGCCUCUUCAAGCCGCUGAUGCUCAAGGUCCUGCGCCCCGGCGUGCAAAAAGCGCUGGAGAAGGCGAUCAAGGACCAGGCCGUGCAGCUCGACGCCAUGCUGUUCCAGGUCAAGCAAGAGGCCGACCGGGCGCUCGAGCAGGCGCGCGAAGACCCGGAGCGAACACCCAACAUCUACAACCGGUACGUGACGGCCGCUCAGAAGAAGGUGCUACAGGGCAAGCAGAAGGCCGAGGGUGUCGUGGCCGACAAGAAGGUCAACUACGCCAUCACCAAGGAGGACAGCAUCUUCCCCAACAUCCACCUGCCCGGCGGCAUCAGCUCCAAGGCCACCGAGUACCGCGACCUCGCCCGCAAGGGCGACAAGUGGGAGAGCCCCGUCUUCUCCAUCGGCUCCGCCGCCAAGAGCCGCGACCUCCCCGCCGCCCCCAAGGUCGUGCGCAAGCCGCACCGGGCCGCCACCGCUGCCCCCGGGAACUCCCACGCCGCAACAAACGGCAACGCGUACGCCGCCGCACCGUUGAACGGGGGUGCCCUCAACGGGAACCCCGUGAAUGGCGGUGGGGUUACCAACGGUGGUCCCCUGAAGACCACCGCCCCAAACGGCAACACCUUGGGGGUUAACAACCUCAAUGGGGGCUUCAAGGCCCACACGCCCGCCUUUGACCCGACUGCGCCGGCUGCGUAUUAG
This is a messenger RNA of Chaetomium globosum CBS 148.51, 2664 nucleotides long. RefSeq lists its product as uncharacterized. The record is from RefSeq and is a predicted model, not a curated record. The coding region runs from base 1 to 2664 and encodes 887 amino acids. The transcript is spliced from 4 exons. Lineage: Eukaryota; Fungi; Ascomycota; Sordariomycetes; Sordariales; Chaetomiaceae.